Halteromyces radiatus is the source of this 3504-nucleotide messenger RNA. Its product is annotated as armadillo-type protein. Gene Ontology annotation, molecular function: nuclear export signal receptor activity. NCBI's taxonomy places the organism in Eukaryota, Fungi, Mucoromycota, Mucoromycetes, Mucorales, Cunninghamellaceae. Gene Ontology annotation, cellular component: cytoplasm; nuclear pore. The record is from RefSeq and is a predicted model, not a curated record. The coding region runs from base 19 to 3459 and encodes 1146 amino acids. The transcript has 17 exons. Gene Ontology annotation, biological process: protein export from nucleus.
UUAUCAUUGUAACAAGAAAUGAAUAACGUCCCUCAAACAUUGGACGUUUCAGUUGUUGCAAGUCAAUUUGAAGAAGCAUGUUCUGAUUUUCAAAUUCCAGCUACUCGUGCUGCUGCCGAACAUAUCUUGACAGCCUUCCGACAAAUCCCAAAGGUAUUACCGAUAUGUCGUUAUAUACUAGAUCAUACUACCAGUCCUAUGGUUCAAUUUCAAGUUGCUUUGGCUAUAGGUGAAGUAGCUGUUCGGGAUUACUCUCUUUAUUCUCUUGAAGAUAUUGUCCAACUGAAGAAUUAUUUAAUAGAAUAUUGUCUUCAUCAUGAAAAAGCACCUAAAUAUGUACGUGAUCAACUCUUAUCAUCCGUCUCUCUCAUCACUAAACGAAGUUUAUUCGACUUUACUGAUCAAGAUAAACAAGCUAUCAUAGUUCAUAUUAAACAAUUACUUGCUUUUGAUACAGAACAUGCUCAAGUACUUGGAGUAGCUUUGGCAAAUGCACUGACAGAUCAAUUUUCAAGUAUGAAAUCAUUGGUUGUUGGUCUUAAUUGGGAAUUUCAUCACAAGACAAAGGUAUUCUUCGAACUUCAUAUGCUAUAUCCUUUAUUUCAAGAACUUGCCACCAAGUUACAUACUGUUGUCCACUCUACUUCCUCUCCUUUAUCAUCACCGACUCCUCCAUUGCUCUCGGAAUUGUUGAUUUUGGCAGAAAAGACAAUGAAUUGGGAAUUUGAAUCAACAAAUACAAAACCAUCUCUACCUGGAACCUUUACUAUUAAUGAUGGUCUGGAUGAUGAUUUUGAAAAAGAAAAUGGUCCUACUUCUGCUAAAGCAACCUCUUCCAAUUUUCCAAAAGAUUGGUUACCAGUCAUCGGCAAUAAUGAAGUCAUCUGGCUCUUUUUUAUGGCUUAUGAUUUGGUAAAGACAGAUGAUGCUUUAUCUUACCGAUGCUUACAAUGUCUAAUCAAACUUGCUGGACUCAAGGAAGAUUUUUUCAAUCAAGAUGGAAAUGCGAUCAAAUCAUACGCAACCACUGUGAUUCAUGGUAUCAUGAAAAUGAUGAAUAGCAUUAAUAACGAAGGCACAUCACCUCAGAAAUUAACGGAUCAAGGACCACAAUUACUUGGUACCGUUCAAAUGGUACAUCGGUUAUUAGAGAACAUAUCUGCUGGUGUUUUAUGUGGUAUUCCCGAAUUCUUCCAAUUCCUCAACGAAAUACACAAAUUGACCCUAUGUUGUAUACACGGAACAGUUAGUGAUAUUGAUGAAGGAUGGAUUGGUGAAGCAAGUGAUGAAUGUCUACAAACUUGGGUAACUCUUGCUGAUGUAGUUCAACCAGUCGAUCCUCGAGAUAUAUCUUCAAGACAGGGAUUAUCGGAUGCUGACCUUCAUCAUCUUGCUGAAUACUUGCGAUCUGUGGCGUAUCAAGUGGUUAAAACAUAUAUGGAAAUGCAAUUGGAACGGGCUAAACUUGUAUUAAAUGAUGAAGAUGAAGAAGAUGAAAUAGAAAGUGGUAUAAAAGACUGGGAUACAUAUGGCGAUCAACUGACUUGUAUUAGUACUCUUGGACGUCUGAAUCCUCAUCAAUGCUUAUCUCAUUUACAACAUCUACUCAGUGAUAGAACUCAACGAUUCCAAAGAUAUUUCACAAAUGAAAUGACUGCCAAUCUUGAAUUAUUAUUACUCCAUGAACAAUUACAUUGGAUUAUCUUGAUGACAGCAUUCGUUUUGGCUGACGCCGGAAAUGGUGAACAACCUAUGAUUCCUGAAUCUAUUAUGCAAUUAUCUAGUUCUCAGAGUUAUGAACAAGAUCAAAUAGUACAACUUUCAAAUCAAGUAUUGGAACUACUACGAUUUUACUCAAGUUUUGGCCCUAAUACAAUAGAGGCAUCUAAUUGUAGUCCUCGUGUUGCUGAAACAUUGAUUUGGUUCAUGGAAAGAUGGAGUAAGACUUAUUUACUAGUGAACGAAAACGAUUACGGGUUCAUGAGUCCAAACAUUGCAAAAUCCUUUGGUCAGCCUGGGCCUUCUGAUGGACAAGGGGUACAAAUCAUAGAAUUUUUUAUUGAACAAAUGAAGAAUAACUUUAUGUUAUGGAAUGCUGAUCCUGAUGUAUUGUCUCAAUUGGUACGAUGGCUCAAUACCUGUGGUACUCCUCUUAAUUUGAAAUCAAGACUUCUCGUUUCACCUGCUUUCCCUGAAUUGAUCAAGUUUAUCACAUCCAAUUUGGAACAAUUACCAGAAGCCAUACACAAUUAUCUUAUUCAAACAGUGGGUACUAUUGCCAGUGGUGUACAAGAUUCUACAAUGCGACACAACUACCUUGAUUUAAUCUUUGUGAUGCUUGAAGAACGACUAGGUGCCAUUCUUCAUAAACCUGAUUUUACUCAACAAUGUCAACAAGCAAAUGUUAUGAAUCAAGUAUUGAACGCUCUAGAUAUGUUUGAUGGUCUAGCUUUAUCCUGUCAGUUUAACAACACAGUAUCCAUCUUUGGGUUUACUUGUCGAUUUUUCCAAAGCUUCCACCAACUGAUGGAGAUCUACAAAAAUGUACCUGAAGUCCAAUUGUCUAUUUUACAAAUACUUGCAGAUCUGACUGAACGUUUGGAUAUGUCAGUUUUAGAAAAGGAACAAAAACAAGGUCUUUAUCAAUUCAUCAUGGAAAUCAUUCGACUCUACGGUACUUUCAAUCAUGGCAAAAAACGUGUACAUACGCAAGAAGAAGAAGCGGAUCGUCCUUAUGAAGAUAUUUGUACUAUUCUUGUGUUACUGAUCAACGUGAUGGCUUCCGAAUUUGAAGCAAAACAUGAUGGGAAUACAACUUCUAAUGGUGAUGGAUUGACUCCAGGUGUUGCUGAUGUGGUUCUCUUUGGUGUUAACACCAUCAUACCCAUGAUUGAUAUGAAUAUGCUUCAAAUUCCCAAUCUAUGUCAAUACUAUAUCAAGUUAGUAUCUCAUUUGAUUGAACAAUUCCCUGAUAAAUUAGCAGGACUUCCAACCCCUCUAUUUGACAAUUUGAUGGCAAGUUUAGACUUUGGUAUUGCUCAUCCUAUUGCUGAUAUCAAUAUUCUUACAUUACAAGCUGUUACUCCUUUGGCAAUGUGGGCCGCUCAUCAAAAAUAUACUCAAGGUAGCAAUACUACUCUCAAAAGUGCAGUAUCAAAAUUACUUGGAGCAUUGUUAAAUGUUUUAUUAUUUCAACAUUUGGAUGCUUCGGUAGUGAAUGCCGCAUCGGAUGCUUUAUUGGCUUUGAUGACCGCUGAACAUGAUUCUUAUAUGGAAUUGGUCAAUCAAAUCAUUACACAACAAUCUAGUGAUUUACAACCUCGAUUGAUCAAUGCAUUUGGAAAACUGGAUCAAGCUACUCCCAAACAACAACAACCUACCAAGGAAAUGGCUCAAGUAUUCAAGGAUAAUUUAUUAGUUUUAUUGAUGGAUGUGCGUGCUGUUUUACGUGUGAAAUAAUAAAAAAAAAAAAACAUACGGAUUUAGUUCAACAUUUUUUUAUUU